AUGGCCAUUCUCUCUUCAGUUAGUGUGAUAUACUUGAGAGUUGCAUUCCUUUUCACGCUAGCAUUCUUCAGUGUGAAAGAUGUCACUGUGAUGCUAGGCCACCCACUUGUGCUAUUACUUGCACAAGCGAUGAGUUUACCUGAAUUGACGAUGUCAGCCCACAGUGCUCAAUUAGGCAUCUUUUCCAUUGUAUUUUCGAUAUUAGCCAUUAGUGACUUACUUCCAUUAUUGGAAAAUAAUAAUGUUUAUUUCGAAUCCGUGGUCCCAUUUAGAUUGGUGGUGUUUUUCAGUGUUUCGAUCUUCUCAUACCUGAGGACCAGCAACCUUUACUUUCAUAACAAUGCUAUGUUUGUAUAUUGCAUCUGUGAGUUUUGGAUAAAUGCUUUGAUAUUUGCUGCUUUGAAAGAAGAGAAGAAUGAUAAAUAUGGUAUACAAUUAAGAGCCAAUGCCGAAGCCAAUGCAGCACUCCUGGAAGAAGAUGAAGUUAGUGAUCGUAUGGAUACUAAUGAAGAUGAGGAUGAGGAUGAAGAUUAUGAUUAA
This is a messenger RNA of Eremothecium cymbalariae DBVPG#7215, 540 nucleotides long. It is a transcript of the gene ILM1, whose product is annotated as Ilm1p. The transcript has a single exon. Lineage: Eukaryota; Fungi; Ascomycota; Saccharomycetes; Saccharomycetales; Saccharomycetaceae. Bases 1 to 540 code for a protein of 179 amino acids. The record is from RefSeq and is a predicted model, not a curated record.